Molecule: messenger RNA, 2712 nt
Organism: Erpetoichthys calabaricus (reedfish)
Lineage: Eukaryota; Metazoa; Chordata; Cladistia; Polypteriformes; Polypteridae
Product: extracellular calcium-sensing receptor-like
Exons: 6
Coding region: 2-2602 (866 amino acids)
Biological process (GO): G protein-coupled receptor signaling pathway
Cellular component (GO): membrane
Molecular function (GO): G protein-coupled receptor activity
Source: RefSeq, a predicted model, not a curated record
AAUGAUGCAGAUAUUCAUAUUACUUAUGGCUCUUUUAACAAGGGCACAAGAGCCGUUUUGCAGAUCUCUAAGUAAAUCAGUUUUGCCAGUUUUUUCAAAUGAUGGGGAUAUUAUAAUUGGAGGUAUCUUCUCAUUUCACAAUAACGUUAUAGGCUUAAAACCUGCUUUCACAUCAAAACCAGAACCUCUGAAAUGCAAGGACUUAAACUUGAUGGAAUUCCAGUUUGCUCAGACUAUGAUUUUUGCUAUUGAGGAAAUAAACAAUAACACAGCACUACUACCAGACCUUUCUCUCGGUUAUAAGAUUUAUGGUGACUGCAGUUCUGUAAACCUGGCUAUGGCAGCAGCAAUGGCAUUGGUAAAUGAUGAAAAUGAAGAAAUAGUGUCGGGUAGUAAUUGUAAAAAAUCAUCUACCAUCUACGCUUUAAUAGGACUUUCUGAAUCACCACUCAGCAUUUCUGUAGCAACAUUUCUUUCUCCAUUUCGUAUACCAAUGGUAAGUAAUUAUGUCUUAUUGUUUAAUCUGCAGCCUGCUGACACAGUGAGCUAUUUUGCUACAUGUGCUUGUCUUAGCAAUAGAAAUGAAUAUCCAACGUUUUUCAGAACAAUACCCAGUGAUUACCAUCAAAGUAAAGCCUUAGCAAAACUUGUGAAACAAUUUGGGUGGACUUGGAUUGGUGUUAUACAAAGUGACAAUGAUUAUGGAAUAUAUGGAACGGCUACAUUCAUUGAAGCUGUUCAGAUGGAAGGAGUUUGCAUUGAAUAUACUGCUGCCAUCUCAAGAUACAAUCCGCUUGAACAAUACCAUGAAACUGUAAAUAUUAUCAAACAGUCAACUGCUAAGGUUAUUGUUGCUUUCACAUCUUUUGUAGACUUGGAGAUUUUAAUUCAGGAAAUUGCACUUCAGAAUAUUACCGGUUUACAAUGGAUAGGUUGUGAAGCCUGGAUUUCAAAUGCUAAACUCACAGCUAAUGAAAUGUAUAGAAUUCUUGAUGGAGCCCUUGGAUUUGCAAUAACUAAUGCAGUCAUACCUGGUCUGAAAGAAUUUUUGAGUAACAUUCAUCCAUCUGACACACCUGCUAAUUCUGUCAUGGAUGAGUUUUGGGAGAAUAUUUUUAACUGCACCUUCACUUCCCAAAAUGCCACUGACACAAACAAACUAUGUGAAGCAGCAAAGCAAUUGAGUGAUAUAAAUAACCAAUACACAGAUGUGUCAGACUUGCGAAUUGCUAAAAAUAUUUAUAAAGGAAUGUAUGCAAUAGCUCAUGCACUACAUGAUAUGUCAAUUUGUCCUACUGCUGAACGGACGCAAAAUGAGUGUAUAGAUAUUUGGAAAACAAGACCAUGGCAGGUACUUGAUUCCCUAAAAAAAGUCAACUUUACAAUGAUGCAAGGAGAAAGUAUAUUUUUUGAUGGGAAUGGUGAUAUAGUGGCCCACUAUGAGUUGUUAAACUGGCAAAUCAACCAAGAAGGAGUAAUCCAGUUGGUACCAGUGGGUAUCUAUGAUGCAUCACUACCAGAAGGACAACAAUUGAAAAUACAUAAUAACAGUAUUAUCUGGGGAGGAUCUCAAAAAAAGGUGCCUCGAUCAGUCUGUAGCAAGAGCUGCACUCCAGGAACUUUUAAGGCAGCUCAAAAAGGAAGGCCUUCUUGCUGCUAUGACUGCAUCCUCUGUGCAGAUGGAGAAAUCAGCAAUACAACAGAUUCCAUUGAAUGUUUAAAGUGUCCUGAGGAAUAUAGGUCCAAUGAGGAAAGAGAUAAGUGCAUCUUAAAGGAUGUGGAAUUUCUGACAUUUGGUGAAAUCAUGGGAGUAAUACUGACAGUGUUUACACUGCUUGGAGCCUGCUUGACUGUGUCUGUAGCAUUUGUUUUCUUCUGCCAUAGAAAAACUCCUAUUGUGAGAGCCAAUAACUCUGAAUUAAGCUUUCUCCUUUUAUUUUCUUUAACAUUGUGCUUUCUUUGCUCCCUCACGUUCAUUGGCCAGCCCUCAGAUUGGUCUUGCAUGUUUCGCCAUACAGUCUUUGGGAUUACAUUUGUUAUGUGCAUAUCUUGCAUCUUAGCAAAAACUAUAGUUGUUUUAAUUGCAUUCAAUGCCACACGGCCCGGGGCUAAUGUCAUGAAAUGGUUUGGGCCAUCUCAACAGAGGUUAAGUGUUUUUAUCUUAACAUUUAUUCAGGCCUUCCUUUGCAUGGUCUGGUUAACAAUUUCACCUCCAUUUUUUUCCUUAAACAUAAACUCAUAUAAGCACAAAAUCAUUUUUGAGUGUGAUCUCGGGUCAACAGUAGCCUUUUACAUCAUGUUGGGGUAUAUAGGGGUUCUCUCUGCUUUGUGCUUUGUGCUGUCCUUUUUAGCUCGAAAAUUACCAGAUAAUUUUAAUGAAGCAAAGUUCAUCACCUUCAGUAUGAUCAUCUUCUGUGCAGUUUGGCUGACUUUUAUACCAGCUUAUAUCAGCUCUCCUGGAAAAUACACUGUGGCUGUCGAGAUAUUUGCAAUCUUAGCUUCAAGUUUUGCUUUGCUUUUCUGCAUUUUUUCACCCAAAUGUUAUAUAAUACUAUUAAAGCCAGAACAAAAUACAAAGAAAUCUGUAAUAGGCAAAAAAUGAUGGAGAUCAGUCACCAAAUGAAAUGCAAAAGUAUUUAACAAUAAACAUAUAUGUUUAUAAACACUUUCUUUUAAUGUUGAAUCAUACUGUGCAUUUAAGAAAUACAAACA